AUGAAGACUCCUUUGAUCUGUCUCUUUAUAUCAGCGGCAGUCGCUGCCGUACUACCAUCACUGACUGAUCUCUCUCCAGCAGCGGCUACCCUGACAGCUCACACUGUGGGCGCACCACCACUUUUCACCGGGGAGACCAUUCAACUGACCGAAGGAGUUCUGCAUAAGCUCAGAGAAGCUUCCAAAGGUGAGAGUCUCUCGAAUCAGUUCGGAUUCGGCAACGAGCAGUCCCGAACCAACAUCACCCGUCAAUGUAAGAUCCUGCCAGGUGAUCCAGCCUGGCCAUCACAGUCCACAUGGGAUCUAUUCGACCAGCUCCUCGGCGGUCGUCUGCUACGACCCUCACUGCUGGCAUCGCCGUGCUAUGCAGAAUGGCCAGAGUUUAACAAUGCAACGUGUUACAAUUUGAGCAUGAACUGGCUCAACUCGUCCCUCCACAUCGGGCAUCCAACUUCCAUCAUGAACCCUCUCUAUGCAGGGCGCAGUUGCAUGCCAUUUGGCUUCAACUAUACCAACACGUGCACUGAAGGUGGUUAUCCGGCUUACGUGGUCAACGCAUCGACUGCUGCGCAGGUUCAGCUCGCUGUCAACUUCGCGCGGAACUCGAACCUUCGCCUCGUAGUCAAGAACACUGGACAUGACUUCAACGGCAAGUCGUCCGGUAAAGGGGCAUUGUCUAUCUGGACACACUGGCUCAAGGACAAGGUAUUUUAUCCUUCGUUCGCAGCAGACGACGGGUAUGUCGGGCCCGCGAUGAAGCUUGGGUCGGGGGUUCAAGCCUUCGAGGCAUACGAAUACGCCAAACAACACAAUGUGACGGUAGUAGGGGGCGAAGGUGUGACCGUUGGCUUGGCCGGUGGGUAUACCUUGGGUGGGGGGCAUUCACCGUUGAGUAGUCUGUAUGGUAUGGCGGCGGACCAGGUAUUAGCACUACAAGUGGUUCUCGCUGAUGGCCGGUUCAUUACUGCCACCAGUAAACAGCACGCCGAUAUCUACUGGAUGCUGUGUGGCGGCGGCGGAAGCACGAUCGGCGUGGUGACCUCCAUCACUAUCAAAACAUACCCUCAAAUACCGACGACAACAGUCACCUUCAACUUCACGGCCAACGACACUCCCGGUCCGACUGCUUUCUGGGCAGGGGUCGAGUCAUAUCUGGACAACAUCGAGAGGCUGGUUGACGCCGGGACCUAUGCCUACUAUGACCUGGGCGCAUCAGUCGCGGAACGAGGCACGACUUACCCCGGCGACACCGACUACUAUCUGCGAAUCCAGUCUCUUGUUGCCCCAAAUAUGACCAUCGCUGAGACGCGAAGCCUGCUGCAGCCAUGGUUUGACAGGCUGGACCGCCUGGGAAUUCGCUACACUCCCCAAUACUACUAUGCGAAUAACUUCCACGAUGCCUGGAAAUUCGCCUUUCCCCAGGAGUACAUGGGCGCGGCCACCACGAAGAUCGCCUCGCGUCUCCUUCCCCGCCAGGCAUACCAUGACGACGCAGUCCGUCAGCGGAACUUCCUCGCGCACAAGGACGCUGUCGCAAAUGGCUUCUCAAUCGCAGGCUUCCACCUCACCGGCAAGGGCAGAGCCGUUGCCCCACCCACGAACAACGCCGUGUUGCCCGCAUGGCGCGAGACCCUCACGCACGCAAUCGUCAUCGGACAAUGGAACUCCACCGCCGACUGGAAGACUGUGGAACGCACCUCCAGCGCGCUCACGAAGUGGAUGCAGGCCCUGCGCGACCUGGGAAGCUCGGGAGCCUAUAUGAGCGAGGCAGAUCUUCUUGAACCCGACCUGACCGAUGCCUUCUACGGUGUCAAUUAUCCGCGGUUGCACGCGUUGAAGCAGAGGUAUGAUCCGACUGGGGUGUUUUUCGCACUUACGGCUGUUGGGGCGGAGGACUGGACGGUUCUGGUCGAGGAUCCUCUACCGGAGUCAUGGAAUAAUAAUGGCAGGCUGUGUCCCCGGGGGGUGAAAUAG
This is a messenger RNA of Aspergillus saccharolyticus JOP 1030-1, 1974 nucleotides long. RefSeq names its product FAD-binding oxidoreductase. Bases 1 to 1974 code for a protein of 657 amino acids. Lineage: Eukaryota; Fungi; Ascomycota; Eurotiomycetes; Eurotiales; Aspergillaceae. The transcript is spliced from 5 exons. The record is from RefSeq and is a predicted model, not a curated record. Gene Ontology annotation, molecular function: FAD binding; oxidoreductase activity.